UUGAUGACACACAUAGAGGAGAUAAAGACAAAACUGGCUGGAGUGAGGUCCCUGGGUCAGCAGAUGUCCAGUAGCUCAGAGCCAGAGGGGCCUCGGGUCAUGCAAGCCACACUGGUGGUACUGACCGAUAGACUGGAGUCUCUGCAGUCGAUGACCAGAACAAGGAUGAGACAGACAGAGAUGAAGCUGCAUGACCAGCAGAAGCACCAAGCAGACUUACAGGAGUACCAGACAAACAUAGAAGAGUUUGAUGAAUGGUUGGCCACAGCCAGACUGGAGAAUUCAGAUGAAGCGAUGACAGACCCAGAUACUGCUACUUUAAAACAACAACUUGAGAAAAAUAAGAACUUGCAAGCUGAAGUAAACAAACGCCUCCAGCAGCUCUCAGACAUGGCCGUCCAGUGUGAAAGUCUCAUGGAGCUUGGGUCUUCAGAGGGGGCUACAGGACUGAGAUCCAGGGUGUCCGAACUCAAGGCACAGGUGACGGAGUUCAAACUGCAGAUCAUUGAUGGCCAAAGACAGAUUAAGGAUAAAAUCAGAGAUGUAGAGCGCCAGGCACUUUCUGCUGAGGAGGAGAGUUCCAUGCAGGAAUUACAGCAGUGGAUGGAGGACACUCGCAGAAUGACGCUGUCUCCAAAGAAGGAUGAAACGGGUCCUAAGUUGGUGGAGGAGAAUUACCAAUUGCAACAGCAACUUGAAACAGACCUUGCCAAACAUCAGAGACUGAUUCGUUCUGUGUCCACAUCUGGUGUAAACUAUGUGGAGCCCAAGGAUGCCCCAUUUGAGGCAAGAGCAGACGUCGUCCAAGCCAACUGGGACAGGUUAGCCAAGAUGGCUGCUGAUAAGAAACAACAAGCAGAGGAAGUUAUAAAUAGGGCUAGAAGUGAGGGCAAGCCAUUGGCUAUCUACCAAAAAGGUCAGAGGUCAGUUCAUGAGCCAGGCACAACAACCAAGACAGAAGAAGUAAAGAUUGGAAUGCUCGAGCUGACCCAGUGCUGGGAACGUCUGCAGCGACCUGACCAGGAUGAUGAAACCCGCUCGGAACGUCUGCUCCAAUUCCAGCGUCAGUUCCAGGAGACCAUUUUAACUUUGUCCGAAUGGAUGGACCUCAUUGAGGUGAAAUUGUUCGCAGUGGACCAUGACAGGACAGCGGAGGAACAACUGAAAGAGAAUGAGUCUGUCAUGAAAGAACUGCGCUCAGUUCAGGAAGAUGUGAAAGAGCUUGGGAGAACUUCACACCACAUUCUCCCUGAAGUUGGCGAAGAAGAGAAGCAGAUGGUCAAGGUGACAAUGGAGAACAUGGGCAAACGGCUGCAAGUCUUAGAGAGAAGGGGAUAUGACCAGGAGCAGGAAUUGAUGGAAAAGACAAGGAAAUGGAAACAUUAUCAAACUGAAGUGAAAAGUCUGCAGAGCAAGCUUACAGAAACCAGGCGGCAUUUUAUUACUUCUGCUCAAAGUGUGGCACCUCUUGAACAACAGCUGGCUGAGAUUAAGAAACUUGAAGACAGUAUCAAGCAAUAUGAGCAAAAACUCCACAAACUGAGUCAGGAGGGAGAGGAGUUGAGUGAGGGAGAUCCCAGAGCCAUUCUGCCUGUAGAAAUGAAUACACUUCACACAUCCUGGCAGCAGUUACAGCAACAGGCAACUGAGAGGAAAGCUCAGCUCCAGCGUGCCAUGACAGUCCAGAGUCAGUAUGAGAAGAUGAUUCAGGAAUACGCAGAGUUUUUGGACACUGCUCAGGACAAACUACGUGCAGACACCCUUGCAGCAUCAGAUCUGCAGCACCUGGCUCAACAACUGAAGGCACACAAAGAAUUCUUCAGUGACUUAGAAGGGCAUAGGUCAAUGCUAGAUGCAUUGGCACAAAAAACUGACAAGGCAACACGCCAGCGUUACUUCAGCAUGCACACGCGUCUCAUCAACUUGACCCACAUUGUCCAAGAUAAGGCAAGCCUGCGAGGACAGCGUAUCGAGCGCAUUGUGGAAGAAUGGGCCCAAUUUGAAGACCAGUUCAAUCAGACAAACGAGUGGCUGGUAUCUUUGGAAAAACAGUCUCCAGUUCGUACCACUGGAGAUGAGACGGCGGCCAUUAGACAGCACCAGUUUGUGCAGAAGAGACUGAACGAUGAAAAGGCGGCCAUGUACCAAGUUGUUGAGAAGGGCAAGCAGCUGGCACAGAGGGUGAAGUGCCCUGCUUUGGAGACCAAUGUGGCUACAUUUGCUGAAAGAUGGGUUGCAAUCAACAAUGCAACCAAUCAAGAACUGAAACGGCUUGAGGUACUUCUUGACCAGCAGACAACAUUUGACCAUGAUGCAGGCACGCUGGAAGAAUGGCUGGCCACAGCCAAGGAAAAGGCAGGAGAGUUUGUCUUGAAGGAUGAAGAUGUCAAGGAUAUUGGAGCAAUACGUGGCUAUAUUGAUAGGUUCCUGGAAUUUAGAAAAGAGGUUGAACAUCAGAGUCCAUUGAAAAAUAAGGUGAUGCUAACUGGUAACCAGAUCCUAAGGACAAGAAAGACAGACUCCAGUGGUCUUCUGCAGAGAUUAAACAGCAUUGAAGAGUCCUGGCUCCAGCUGACCACUCAGUUGACCAGUUGUGAAGAUAGGCUUCACCAGGCUCAGAUGGAGUUAAUGCCGUCCCGUCAAGCUCUGUCUGAGCUCCUCAUCUGGAUCAGCGGACUGGAGAAAGUCCUCAAGGAUGACAAGAACAUCCCACUGGACAGUGCUCUGGACACCAAGAUCAUGCUGACCAAGUACCGCGGCUUCAAGGUGGACAUCUCCAACAAGCAACUCACAGUGGACUUUGUCAAUCAGUCUGCUCUGGAGAUGAGCAUACGCGUCCCUCACGGUCACCAAGCAGAGAAGACAGAUUUUGCAGAAAAAUUGGGUCAGAUGAACAGGCGCUGGCAGGCUGCAGCCAGUGAUGUGGCAGAGAGACUGAAGACGUUAGAAAUGCUACAAGUCAGAUGGGAGGAGUAUGAGAAAUGUGUCAAAGGAUUGAUGGAGUGGUUCGAUGAUCAGGAGAAUAAGAUCAAAAAGUAUCAUCGGAUUGGUCACGAGAUCAGCAUACGUCAGACUCUCAAAGACUGCAAGUCACUUGAAGAACAGCUCAAAGUAAAAGAAGAUGAGAUAGAAUCAGUCAAGAAGUUGGGCCUGAGUCUCAUGGAGUCCAGCAAGGGCUCCUCCGACAGCAUCCAUGAUGUGAAGACCACAGUGGACAAGCUGAACCAGCACUGGGCUUGCCUUGACCACCAGGUGUGUCAGGUCCAGAAUGUCCUGGAGGACACCUUGAGACAGUGGGAAACUUACCAGGCCUCGCUUCAAGUGGUCAGCCAGCUGCUGACCGAGACAGAGUACCUGCUCAGCCGAUACAACGUGGUCAGUGGCGAUGCAACCACGUUCAAGAGUCAGCUGUUAAGACUUAAGGGAAUGCAGAAAGAGUUUGAUCAACAAGGAAGCAAACUGAAGCAGUUCCUUGAUGAUGGGGACCAGCUUAUUAAAGUAUGUGAGCCAUUUGUUACCCAAGGACUGCAAAGAGCUGUCACUGAUGUCAAGAGCAGAUGGGACAGUUUGGUGUCUCAGCUGCGCACAAGAGUUUCCAAGUAUGAGGGCAUCCUAGAAAAAUGGCAGAAAUACGAGGCAGACUACACCAAGGCCAAGGACUGGGUGGAGAAGAAGGAAAUCCAGUGUAAUGAACUUCUGCUGCUGAGAGAGGAGGCAGAGGACAAGGACGGCCAUCUUAACAAGAGCAAGGAAUUGAAGCAAGAACUGGACAAUUUCCAAACAUCUUUGUUGACCCUCAACAAAGCAAGUGACCAGUUGACCAAAAACAUGGACAACACCACCAUCAUAGGCAUCACGUCUCGUGAGACUGCCCUCAGCCAGAGAGUGUCCACGAUGAGACAAGCUCUCCUGAAACACACCCAUAACCUGCAGAAUGACCUAUCACAGCAGAGGAGAUUUGACGACCUGAUUGAAGUGAUUCAGGAGUUCUUCACCGAUGCCGAAAGAGUCUUAGAGGAGGAAGACCCCAACAAGUCUGACGAUGAAGACACCUUGAAAGAUAGGCUUGAGGAGCUGAAGGCUUUGAAUGUACAGUUUAACAACUACCAAUCCAAGCUAGACAAUCUAAACAACAUGGGCUACCGCCUCCCCCUGAGCAAGAAGAAUUCGGAGAAAUUGAAACAGACCAAUCAGAAAUGGUAUAAGAUGUUUGCAGAGACGUCUGAGCGAUAUCGCACCAUGCAGGGUCACAUGUUACUCCACCACGACUUCCAGCAGAAGUGCGAUGCAUGGAUGACUUUCUUGGCGCAAGCAGAGCAGAACUUGGCAGUGGAUAUUGCUGGAAAUUAUGAAGGACUUUUGGAGCAGCAGAAAAUAUAUGAGCUGUUCCAGUCAGAAAUCUACUCUAGACAACAAAUCCUGCAGUCAAUCAUCAGCGAUGGCCACCAAAUGAUGAGAGACAGUGAUUCAGAUGAACGGCAGGAAUUCCAGAGGAAGCUCUCCAUGUUGGAUCAGCAAUGGCAGAGUGUUGUCAGGAGAACCAAUCAGAGGAAGGCUAUUAUUGACCACAACAUUUCCCAUUGGCAAAUGUACAAGACUCUUAGAGAGAAGCUGUCUAAUUGGCUUGAUGAAAUGGAUGAGAACUUGAAUAUAUUUGAAUUUAGUACAGCUACACUGCAGAAAAUCAAGGCUUUGAUUGAACAUUUGAGGGCCACUCAAAAGGACCUUGCCAUGCAUGAAUCGAUGUACCAGCGUGUACACGAGGCUGGGUGUCUGCUGGUCAGUAUCUCUGAUAAGACCACCGAGUCCACCAUACGGUCACAUCUGACGGACAUCCAGCAGCACUGGUUCCAGAUCAUAGGCAAGCUGGACGGCAGGAGAGAACACCUAGAGGGUAUACUGAAGCAGUGGCAAGGUUGUGAGGAAGGCAUUGAAGACAUCCUUGCAUGGCUGAAGGAAAUGAGAAAAGCCUUGAAUGUAGGGCUGGCGCAGAAUUACGAUGAUCUCCAGCGGCAGUUGCAGCAGUGUGUGGAGUUCGAAACGGCCUUCGCCAAUGCGGCAGACAAGAGGAAAAUUCUCCUGGAAAAAGAACACCAGCUGGCGCUAGUGGUGUCACCAGAUGAUCUGACAAUUCUGCGCCAGAGAAUUGUCCUACUUACCAAACAGUGGGAUGAAAUAGCUAACCAGAUUGUACUGCGGAGAAAUUGUAUUGAAGAUCGUCUCAAUGAGUGGACACUGUUCAAUGAUAAAUACAGAGAGAUGUUGGACUGGCUUUCCUAUAUGGAGGCCAAGGUGUCUUCCAACCAAGAGUUCCAUAUUGAAGACAUACUGGAGAAAUUGCAAAAGGACUAUAAAGAAGAGAUCACAAACAUGCAGGUUAACCGUGAUGAUCUGUUUGCACAUGGCCACCGUUUGAUCAAAUCCAGCAGUGAAGUCAGAGCCAACGACAUUGAGUACAAGAUCAGCAAGCUGAGAGACAGGUGGCAGAGGUUACAAGAAUUGGUGACAGCCAGAUUGAAGAAACUCCAAGAGACCUUAACAGCAGUCCAAGAGUUAGAGAAGAGUAUGGCCAGCUUGCGACGUUGGCUGGCAUACAUAGAACAUGCUCUGAGCAGCCCAGUCUCGUACCAACAGGCUGAUCUCACCGAGAUACACAGGAGAUUACAGCAACAACAGGAACACCAACAGGACAUAGAGCGACACAGUGCAGGUGUGGCCUCUGUACUCAACUUGUGCCAAGUGUUACUUCAUGAUACAGACGCCUGUCCCACUGAUGUAGAGGUCUCUGCAUUACAACAUGCCAAGACAAGCCUGGACAGACGAUGGAAGAACAUCAGAGCACUUUCAACAGAAAGGAGAAUGAGAAUUGAAGAAACAUGGCGGCUGUGGCAGAAGUUCAGUGAGGAUUACCAUCGUUUUGUGGAUUGGAUGAAAGACAUGGAGAAAGCCACCACAAAGCCAAGAUCAGCUUCUGUAACAUUUGCUGAAGCCAAGGAAGAACUCAGGAAGUUUGAGACAUUGCAGAGAUCUCUCCACGAAAAUCUAGCAGAACUGGAACUUAUCAACAAGCAAUAUCGUCGUUUGGCUCGAGAGAGUCGCACUGAUGUCAGCAGCAUGUUGAAGGGGCAGGUUACCGAUGCCAACAAUGCGUGGGACAAACUGUCCAAACGUCUCUCUGGCAUCAUACGCAGACUGAAGCAUUUACUGAAUGUCCACGAGGACUUCAAAACAACUAGAGAGGCCUUGCUGGUGUGGCUGACCGACCUGGACAUGCAAAUUACCAAUAUGGAGCACUUCUCAGAGAUGGACAUAGACACCAAGUUGCAUCGUAUGCUGGAAUUCCAGGAGCAGAUCAAGACAAGAUCCAGCAAACUCCAGUAUGUGGACAAAGCCGCAGCAUAUCUGCUCCAGAAAUGUGAACCCUCCGACACAGUAAGGAUAGAAAAAGAACUGAAAGAGUUUUCUCAGUACAGCAAGGAAGUUCUGCUCAGAGUGAAAAGAUACCAGGAGAAACUGGAGAAAAUAUCAACUGGGAAUAUCUCAGGGUUAUGGGCCCAGCGUAGUGUAAGACAAGAGCAUGAUUAUGAUCAUGAUGCAGAAGUCGGGGCUUUGCUCGGUGACAGCCAUGUCCAUUUCAAAGACCAAGACGUCCGCCAUGACAGUUCCUCCAGGCUGCGUAUUGGUACUCCUGGGAGUGAGGCCUCACUGGACUGGGACAUGUAUGAUGUGGAAAAGAUGCUGGAUGACAGUCCCCCGGAAAGUCCCACUCCUCUGGAUGAAGAGAGAGAACUGAAGUGGCAAUCAAUUCAGAAGCAGAUAGCUGCCAAGAAGGGCAAGUUGGGCUAUGCGGAGGCUUAUUUGACUGAGCUAGAGCAGCUGAUAGACCACACUGUGGCUCAGCUGAUAGACACAGAGCAAGCCCUGAGGUGCAAGACCCCCACUGGGCCAGAACUGGAGGAAUCUGGAGCCAUGGGAUAUGCCCAAUAUUUGUAUGGAUCUAGAAGUAAUUUAGAACUAAUCAGAAGUAUGUGUGACAGCUUCAAGCAAGACACUGGAUUGUCUGCUGCCACUUCUGUACAAGUUCAGGCUCAAGGUGUUGUUCAGCGAUGGGAACUGUUACAAGCCCAGGCCCAGGCCAAAGACGGGAGGCUGAAAAAGAGCCGACAGCAAUGGCAGCAGUUCAAAACAGACAUCAGAAAUGUGAUCUUGUGGCUGGAUGAAGCCGAGGCUAUUCAACGGACACAGGUCAUCGUGCCUAGUGAUAUCAAGCAGCUGGAGGUGGUGAUCAGGAGGCACAGGGAGUUUCUCCUACAGUUAGACAGUCGCAAGGCCAUUGUUCUCUCCAUCAACUUACUGAGUCAACAGUUCUUAGGGCAGGACAACAAGGAGAGUAGAAAUUUGAAGGAACAUUUACUGAUCAUGAACCAGAGAUGGGAAAAUGUCACUUCCAAGACCUCGCUGUGGCAGAAAAAGCUCCAGAUGGCGCUGAUGCAGUGCCACGAUUUCCAUCAGACAAUCAAGGACUUGUUGCUGUGGCUGGAGAGUGUGGAGGCCAAGAUCAAAGUGUGUGAGCCAGUGAAUAUCCACGAUGACAAAGAUACUCUGAGGUUGAAAUACAAUAAAUUCAAGGAAGUUCAGACUGACCUUGAGAGGUCACAGCCAAGAGUGACCUCCCUGAAGGAAUCCACUGACCAGUUACUGUCAAGCACAGACUCCAGUGAAGCCAAACAUGUGAGGGAGAAGAUGAUCAUCAUUGACACCAGACUCAGGACCUUAUCCCGCCAAUGCAUGCUGUAUAUCAGUAAACUGGAGGUGGCAUUGGGAAUAGCUCAGAGAGAAUCUCCAUUGUCCUUUAGUCUUGACCUGUCAGAUAGUGCCAACAGAGGGCAGUAUCGUACUAGCACACCCAGAUAUAGGUCAAGGUCAUCAAAUUCUCCACUGACACCCACCGGUUUCUCAAGACAGCUCUUGGCCAUACGAACAGAGAUAGUGAAGGAACAUGCAGAGGCUCGUGCAGAAGCUGAAACUACCGAAAGUCCCCCUGAAGGCGCAGUAGCAGUCAGACGGCGCCGUCCAGCGGCAUUUCUGGUGAGAGUGUGUCGCACAGCGUUACCUCUUCAGAUAUUGCUGCUCCUGUUGCUCGGCAUUGCUUGCCUCGUGCCAAUGAGUGAGGAGGAUUUCAUGUGCGAACUGCGCAACAACUUCCAGCGCUCCUUAGAUCCCAUGUUGACCUACUUGGAUGGACCACCUCCAGUGUAAGCCGUGAUGGAC
Lingula anatina is the source of this 8271-nucleotide messenger RNA. Its product is annotated as nesprin-1-like. The record is from RefSeq and is a predicted model, not a curated record. Gene Ontology annotation, molecular function: protein binding. NCBI's taxonomy places the organism in Eukaryota, Metazoa, Brachiopoda, Lingulata, Lingulida, Lingulidae. Gene Ontology annotation, cellular component: membrane.